UCCGCGGGUUGGUGCGGAAGGGGGCGUGCGAGCGCCAAGGCGGGCGCCGAGUGGGCCCUGACAGCCGCUCAACACCACGGCGACAUCGCCAAACCUCACGCUUCACGACGAGAGCACGCAUCCCGGCCCAGCAUCCCGCCCGCUGUGUUCUCGACACCACCAUGUCUGCACCGCCUCCGCCGCCCCCGCAAUGGGUCAUUGACCUCAACUCUACCCCUGCCACAAAGCCGCCGAAAAAUGCAUCCAUCGCGGAUCCACCAGGCUACACAGCUUCCCUCACCCGGAAAGAGCGGUCACAGUCAUCCAAGAACGCAGCCAGGAAAGCGCCGACAACGGAAGAGAUGGACACGCUCAAGAUGAAGAAGGCGUGGGAGCUCGCCAUUGCCCCCGCGAAGCAGCUGCCUAUGAAUGCCAUCGGUACGCUCACAUCCCCACCGAACACGCUGACACUGAGCUAUGCUAACAGAUAUCAAGGAAUGUACAUGACCGGCAACACCCUCCAGAUCUUCUCCAUCUUCAUGGUCUUCACCCUCUUCAAGACGCCCGUCAUGGCCGUGCUCGCUAUCCAGAAGUCCUUCGCCCCCUUCGAGACGCCCGGCACCAGGAACCGCCUCAUCGCCGUAAAGCUUACCUAUGUCCUCAUGAACUUUCUGAUGCUGGCACUGGGCAUAUGGAAGGUCAAUGCCAUGGGGCUGUUGCCAACCACGAGAUCAGAUUGGCUGGCUUGGGAAGGAGAGAGGACAUGGUCGGAAAGAGCCGUUCCCAGGGAAUGGCUAUGAGAAUCUAUAUUACCGGGCGGUGCAGAACUGGUCCUGAGAGCCUUCAAGUAGCUAUGCAUACAAGGG
Molecule: messenger RNA, 845 nt
Organism: Trematosphaeria pertusa
Lineage: Eukaryota; Fungi; Ascomycota; Dothideomycetes; Pleosporales; Trematosphaeriaceae
Product: transmembrane protein 85
Exons: 1
Coding region: 162-779 (205 amino acids)
Biological process (GO): protein folding in endoplasmic reticulum
Cellular component (GO): EMC complex
Source: RefSeq, a predicted model, not a curated record